AUGCAUUUCGCAUACCCUCCUCGCAAGAACUCCAACCCACCACCCUUCGGACGACGAUCUGGGAAUAUCCCACCGAUGCUACGACGUCUUCGCAAGAGAACGAUUCUCUUAGGCUUCCUUGGUAUCGUUGGACUGGUAUACCUUCUAUUCGGUUCAAGUAGCGGGGCACCCUACCACGAGCAUAAACCAUCAGGAAACCCUCCGGCAGUCAUUGUGACAGUUUUCGAUCAUUCGCAAUACAGUACCUCUUAUUUGGAGUCGAUUCGAACAAAUCGUGAACAUUAUGCCAAGAGACAUGGAUACGAAGCCAUGGUCGUAAAAAUCGACGAUUACAAUACAGGCGAAUCUCCCAAGUCAUGGGCCAAGAUCAUGGCAGUGCGCCAUGCGCUCUCGAAAUACCCCGAUGCCACCUAUGUCUGGUUCCUUGAUCAGAACGCCUACAUCAUGCAGCUGGACCAGACAUUAGAAGAACAAGUUAUGAAGCCUGCGACGUUGGAAGGACUCAUGAUUAGGGACUGGUCUGUAGUACCACCUGAUAGUAUCAUCAAGACGUUCUCUCAUCUCAAAGGCGAAGAUGUGAACCUGGUUAUCAGCCAGGACGAAGUCGGACUUGUAACUAAUAGUUACGUCCUGAAGAACGGCGACUGGGCCAAAUUCUUCAUUGAGACUUGGAUGGAUCCUCUAUACCAGAGCUACAACUUUGAGAAGGCUGAGCGACAUGCCCUUGAACAUAUCGUUCAAUGGCACCCAACCAUCCUCUCCAAGCUCGCACUCGUACCUCAGCGCUCCAUUGCAUCAUACGGCCGUAACAAAGAAGGUAAUGCCUUUAGAGACGGCGAUUUUGUUACGCUGAUGGUCGACUGCACCGUCACAGGCCAAGCAUCUUGCGAUAAGCUAUCGCACAUCUACCAGAAACAGCUGAAAGCCAAGUUUGGCGAGGACGCAGCUUAG
Fusarium coffeatum is the source of this 951-nucleotide messenger RNA. RefSeq lists its product as uncharacterized. NCBI's taxonomy places the organism in Eukaryota, Fungi, Ascomycota, Sordariomycetes, Hypocreales, Nectriaceae. Gene Ontology annotation, molecular function: alpha-1,6-mannosyltransferase activity. Gene Ontology annotation, cellular component: Golgi membrane; mannan polymerase complex. Gene Ontology annotation, biological process: protein N-linked glycosylation. The transcript is spliced from 3 exons. The record is from RefSeq and is a predicted model, not a curated record. Bases 1 to 951 code for a protein of 316 amino acids.